Messenger RNA from Larimichthys crocea (large yellow croaker), 2552 nucleotides. It is a transcript of the gene abcd4, whose product is annotated as ATP-binding cassette, sub-family D (ALD), member 4. Bases 361 to 2220 code for a protein of 619 amino acids. The transcript is spliced from 19 exons. Gene Ontology annotation, molecular function: ATP hydrolysis activity; long-chain fatty acid transmembrane transporter activity; ABC-type transporter activity. Gene Ontology annotation, biological process: long-chain fatty acid import into peroxisome; peroxisome organization; very long-chain fatty acid catabolic process. The record is from RefSeq and is a predicted model, not a curated record. Gene Ontology annotation, cellular component: peroxisomal membrane. Lineage: Eukaryota; Metazoa; Chordata; Actinopteri; Sciaenidae.
UUAUUUUUUACCGACUCGAAACCACCGGUACAGAAUACCGUGUGUGACUUCACGUGAGCGGAGGGCUGUGAUAUCGGUGUAAUGCACGGUUAGACAACAUUUAGGCUCAUCAGUAUAGCAGGUAAAUUAAUAAAUAGCGUGUUUAUUUUGCAUAUUUUUGUAGAAGUCUGUUCGUCAUUCUUCUAAACUGGCUCAAACUAACCGUUGUAACUGUUAGCCGUUUGUCUUCGGCAGCUCGAGGCGGUCGGUUAUUUUACAGUUGGCUUCUCUGCUGCUUCAUAUUCACAAGUCAAAACAAGACACAUGUAAAGUUUAUUAUCAUUUAAAGUUAAAUAUUCGUCCCCUGCUGCCCAAGUGCAGAUGCCUCGUUUGGAAAAGUCGAGUGGCAGAGGGACAAAAAGACCUCAAUUAGACUGGAAGUUUGUGCAGAGGUUCUGCAGGAUCCAGAAAGUCCUGUUCCCAUCAUGGACCAGCCAAAGUGCUCUGAUGUUUGGCACGCUGCUCGCUGUCACCCUGACAGAGCAGCUGAUCAUUUACCAAGUGGGUGUCCUCCCCAGCCACUUCUACAACGUGCUGGCUGACAAAGAUCACUCCGGCUUCAAGAGCCUGGUGGGCACAGCUAUGGUGCUCAUUUUGCUCAACUCCACACUGAAAAGUGUUGACCAGUACAUUUGCAAUCAGAUGUAUGUUAGCUGGAGGAAGACGCUAACCGAGAACCUCCAUACAGCCUACUUCCAGGGCCGAGUCUAUUAUACACUCAAUGUACUCAGAGAAGACAUAGACAACCCAGACCAGAGAAUCAGUCAGGACGCGGAGAGGUUGUGUAAGCAGAUGAGUACCAUGGCCAGCCGUUUGAUUGUGUCACCGUUCACACUAACUUACUACACCUACCACUGCUUUUACAGCACCGGCUGGAUCGGUCCUGUGAGUAUCUUUGGCUACUUUGUGAUUGGGACCAUUGCCAAUAAAAUCCUAAUGGGGCCGAUUGUUUCGACUCUGUUUGAGCAAGAAAAACUGGAGGGUGACUUCAGAUUCAAGCACAUGCAGAUCCGUGUCAAUGCAGAGUCUGCAGCUUUUUACAGAGCUGGUAAAGUGGAGCACAUGAGGACCAAUCGAAGACUGCAGGCUCUGCUGCAAACUCAGAAGAGUCUAAUAAACAAAGAGCUCUGGCUUUAUAUCGGGGUAAACACCUUUGACUACGUUGGCGGUUUCCUCAGCUACAUCAUAAUCGCCAUUCCCAUCUUCACUGGCGUCUAUGACGGUCUCACUCCAGGUGAGCUCAGUGCACUCAUCAGUAAGAACGCCUUUGUCUGCAUCUACUUGAUAAAUGGCUUCACGCAGCUAAUAGACCUGUCAACCACUCUGUCAGAUGUGGCUGGAUACACCCACAGGAUUGGAGAGCUGAGGGAGGUGAUGGAUGACGUCCUACGCACACAGUGUGACUAUGACCCAGCAUCAGGAGAAAGCUACGACUUUGACAGUGACUUCAAUGUCCAUGCAGGCCCCGUGGACACCGCCUUUAUCCUGGACCAUCUUUCAUACAAAUCUCCUUACUCAGACCAGCUCCUGGUUGAAGAUCUGAGUCUGAAAAUCAGUCAGGGGACACAUCUACUGGUGGUGGGGAACACAGGAACCGGCAAGACGUCACUACUGAGGGUCCUCAACCGACUCUGGGAGGCACACAGCGGUUUUGUCCAGAUGACCACAUGUUUCGGGCCCAGAGGAACCCUCUUCCUGCCACAGAAACCUUACCUGACUGAUGGCACGCUGCGUGAACAGGUGAUCUACCCACUGAAGGAUAUUUACCCUCAGUCAGGGUCCGUGGACGAUGACAGGAUUAUACAGUUCCUGGAACUAGCUGGAGUGUCCAGUCUCCUGAAGCGAACAGGCGGGCUGGAUGAAAGAGUGGACUGGAACUGGUAUGAUGUCCUGUCUCCAGGUGAAAUGCAGCGUCUCUGCUUUGCUCGACUCUUCUACCUGCAGCCCAAAUAUGCAGUGUUGGAUGAGGCCACCAGUGCUUUAGAGGAGGAGGCAGAAGCACAGCUGUACAGAACGUGCAAACAGCUGGGCAUGACUUUGCUCAGUCUGGGACACCGUAAAAGCCUGGAGAAGUACCACGAUGUCCAGUUGAAACUGUGUGGAGAAGGCCGGUGGGAGUUAACUAAGCUAAAAGGAGGCAGCGGGAGCCUCAGUCUCAGAGAAGAAACCACGUGUCUUUAAAAUCCUGGACGUGCAGGAAGUAUCAGCGUGGGAGACGAGAAGAGAAAAACACUCCUGAAUUCCUCAGUUAGUAACACACAAGUGCUCUUAAGCAAGGUACCAUAAAACUCAAUUUCUCCAUAUAUACGCAUCCAGUUUGUAUUCAUGUAUGUAUGUAUUCAUGUCCACAGGAUAACAUUUUUCACCAGUUGAAUACGAGGUUAUUAAAAUGGGUAUGAGUGCAACAUCUUUCCUAAAAAGACGAGGUUGAGCCAAAAUGUGAAAGACCCAAAGACUUUGCCAAACAAAUGUUUUAGAUGGCUUUGUAAUUAUUCUAAUAAAUAUAUUAAACA